GAGCGAGUGAGUCACGUCCGAUUUCGAGCCCGACUCUGUGUCGAGACGCGCCAAAAUUCUUUGUCUGAUCGUUUUGCACAUAUUUUGUUCCAUUCAACGGUGUUGCAUCGCGAGCUGCAGAUCGAGGCGAUACGAAAACACACGAUUGUUCUCUCGUGUUUCAACGAUAAUUAUUCAGUGAACAUUGAACGCCUUGUUCGUUGUAUGUUGUUUAUAAACACGUGAUAGAGACGCGUGAUCCCCGAACUACUCCGAAAUUCUGGGUCGGUGGUUCUCUCGUUGUUCGGCGCAGAAUAUGCGAUAGAAUAUUCGACGAGCAGCCAGCGAGUCUUCUAAAUUCCACCUUGCCGAUUCAACGUUUGGCGUAUUCGCGAAAUUUUGAUAACAGCUACUUGUGGGACUCGUGCCGAAACGCCGGAUUUUCGAAAGACGGAUCGGGAUUGAGUAGAAUUUCUGUGUGAUGUUUGCUUGAUUUUAUCUCGUACGUUCGCUCUGAAUAACUCUCGCUGCGAUGUCGAUUUAUUACUACGUGAUUCUCUGGACUGUCGUGAUUCCGGUGUUGUGCGAGCCGGUGAACGAACCCACGAAAACCAGACUGACGAUCCUGAAGUGUUGCCGGUAUAACGAGGAACUGGUGAAAGAAUCCGACAACGAGGCGGACGCGAGGACUCACUGCAAGGCGACCAAGAGCGAAUGGAAGCCUAUCAUCUAUUCGCCGUCCAAGGCAGAUAUGUUGGAGAAACCGCCAGCAGAAUGGGACAUCGUCGAAGGCAGGAAGCCCGUUUGCGAGCAGAAUUUUGCAUUGACCUACGUGCCGUACCGAAUCACCAACCCGUUUGUGCUCAUGGACGACGGUCGCGUGAUCAUCGACGUCCACGUGAAUGAGAGAUUCGAGCCGGACACGUACUGCGCCGAUUCGAAUGCACUUCUCGUAUGCAUGAAGAAUAGAAUGCCGGGCAAUGCGGCUGUCAUCAUGAGACCACGCGUGAAGAAAUGUUGCGGAGAAAAUGCCACGUUCUACGAAGAGGAACAAACGUGCGUUCUUUCGGAAGAGUCAGCCAAUCCCACGCCUUUGUUACCAAAUGCUUCUGCUACCGCUGAGAUCGUACCCGGUUUCCCAACUUGCCUUCGUUUCGACAAUCUUACGUUUCUGGGCGAUGCUAAGGACGCCGUGUUACAGCAAGAUGGUGGUUUGGUAAUCGACGGCGUCACGUUACCCACUGGUCAGUUUUGCGUUGAGAGGGUCAAGGAACUGAACCACGUGGCCAAAGUAUUCGCUUGUUCCGAGCACGCACCGCAGAGGCCAAUAAUGCAGGCAGCCGACAUCAGGUUCACCUUGUAUCCCGUGGGCUUCAUCAUUAGCGCGGUGUUCCUGGCAGCCACGUUGGCCGCUGGUUGGUUGCUGCCAGCCUCUCAUCACGUUCUGCACUGGCGUUGCCAGACUCAUCAUGUCACCUGCCUGAUGCUCGGUGAUCUGCUCAUGGCCAUCAUUCAGCUUGCCGGUGACUCCCUGCACGGCGGAAGCUGCAAGGCGCUCGCAAUCAUGGCGCACUUCUUUUUCCUGGCUGCGUUCUUCUGGCUGAACACGAUGUGCUUCAACAUCUGGUGGACGUUCAGGUGAGUUUCGCUUCUUUUUAUCACCGUCACCUACGAACAGAGUAAAGGAAGGAGACGAGAAUAGACCUGCGGCGGAAGAUAUCGCCGCGUGUGUACUCUUCCGUACCGCUGCCCUCGAAUCGAACGAUUGUACCGCGUUAAAGAUUUAUUCGAUCGUACGUUCCUUCCUUUCUCUCUCUCUCUCUCUGUCUUUCUCUGUCUAAUUCUCGCCGCUCGAAAUCUUUCAUUUUAAUUUUACGCGUACGUAAUUCUUUCUUUUUACGAGACAGUUUUAGAAACCGUAAGAAAUUCGUUUCGCGAAUAUUCUAAACUUACGUGAUUUUAUUAAAUGCGUGUCCGAUGAUCGCGAUGUGUUAACUGUUUAUGGAAGAGUUAAUGGAGAUGGUCUAUGUCUCUGAUAAAUUAUAAUUCGAGCGGAGGAAUAUUUUAUAUAUAACGUAUGUACAAUUAUGGAAACGAUUCUUUUACAUUUCGAUCUAAAUAUUUGUCGGCAGUUCAGCAUAUUCUGUUUGUAGUUUUAGUAUCCGUUAAAAUUAUAAAAUACGCGUGCAUUACGCUUGAAUCGUUCGACAUUUAUUUCUAAUUUCAACCUCUCCAACAAAAAAAAAAAAAGAAAA
Molecule: messenger RNA, 2234 nt
Organism: Frieseomelitta varia
Lineage: Eukaryota; Metazoa; Arthropoda; Insecta; Hymenoptera; Apidae
Product: probable G-protein coupled receptor Mth-like 1
Exons: 4
Coding region: 512-1621 (369 amino acids)
Source: RefSeq, a predicted model, not a curated record